Molecule: messenger RNA, 2207 nt
Organism: Pimephales promelas (fathead minnow)
Lineage: Eukaryota; Metazoa; Chordata; Actinopteri; Cypriniformes; Leuciscidae
Gene: rftn1b
Product: raftlin, lipid raft linker 1b
Source: RefSeq, a predicted model, not a curated record
CAGGAACUGAGUCUGUUGCUGAAGAAGCCGAGAGCGAGAGAUAGAGAGAGCGAGCGAGCGAGCGAGGGAGUGAACUGUGUCUGGGUCAUCUCACACAGUCAGAGAGAGAGAGAGAGAGACAGGAGAAGGUUAGAGGAGCCUGUCAGAGGAUGUGGUUUUUCUCUGAGCUUGCAGAACAUUGCGUUGCACACACACAUACUUUGAGCAUGACCUAACGGCAGCACAUGAAGUGUGUGUUCUGCGCUCCGUGAGCCGCCUGUCGCAGGAGGACUGAUCCGGGGAUCCUUGCUCUUCUUCUUCUGAUUAUUAUUGUGCCGUCACAUCCAACGGGAACCGUAGCAGCGCUCUUGCCUUUAUUCCUGUGGAUCGCUGACUCAAACUUGCAGUGUGUCAAAACCUUCACAACAGGAUUAAGUCGUUGGGCAGAAAUGGGCUGCGGCUUGAGGAAGUUUCGUCAGACGGAAGACAACAGUCCUGGAAAGAUUUACUCCACCCUCAAGAGACCGCAGGUGGAGACCAAGAUCGGGGUCGCCUACACGUACCACCACCUGGACUUCCUGGUGGGGAAAGACGAUGGGACGUCGACGCUGUGUGUGUCCUCGGUGAGAGAGCUGCCGUCUCAGCUUCAGGAUCUCUACCAGCAGGGCUUCGUUCUGAGCGCUGUGCACCCGUUCGUUCACCCGUGUGGACCCGAGCCCGCCAGCGUCCAGCGCCAGCUCUACCGGGCCGUGCUCAUCAGAGUCUCCGACAGCUGGGAGAAGAAUCCGGCAGACUUUGAGCCUUACCAUCUUAAACUGGAGGAAUGCAUGUCUGCGGACCAGAUUCCCACUACAGAACACAUCCAAGGAUACGUGAAGAAACAGAUCCAGGACGCUGCGGAUCAGGGCAUCAUGUUCGCGGGCUUCAUCCAGGAGCCGGCGGGUCUCCGCCCACAUGUGACCCGACACGGAGAACCAGAGGAACCCUCUCUCUCCCUGCACUCCAGCCCCAGCUCGCUGCACGGAUCCGGGCUCACGCCGAGCCCCAGUCCCCCGGAGGAGCCCGAGCCCGAAGACCAGAACCACGGGGAAAACGAGGAAAGAGAGCCUUCAGAAGACGCAGGAGAGGAUGAUCUCUCUGUUGAGACGUCAGCCGUGUUGAAAUCAGGACCUGGUGAAACACAGCAACACAACAACAACGACACGGCCAAAGUCAAAUACACAACCGAGAGAGCCGGCCGGGUCACCCUGAGUAAGAGCGGUGCCGAGCUCUUCGGAUUGUUUAACUACCCGGGCCGCCGUGAGGGUCAGUUUAAGUACUACACGGUUAAAGUUCCUCUACGAGUGCAACCGCAAGGCGAGGGCAUCUGCACGCUGGAGGCGAACUGGCUCGAUCACAUGACCCAACACUUCAACAACGGAGCUUCACUUGUGGACGGAUACUUUCAGCUGGCCAGAGACAACGAUCUGCUCAUCAGGACAGUGGAGAGUGUGUUUGUGUUCCAGGAGAGCGAGGAGAGCGACUCUGCGUACGACGCUAUAGUGGUGGAGCAGUGGACCGUCAUACAUGGUUUGCAGGUGAAGACAGACUAUAUCCCCUUGCUGCAAUCACUGGCUUCAUUUGGAUGGAGACUCACUUGUGUGCUGCCUACACCCAUCAUCAAGACUAACAGUGAUGGAAGUCUGGCCACCAAACAGAUCGUUUUCCUCCAGAGGCCGAUGUUGCCUCGCAAGAAGAAAGAAUCCAAGAAAGUCAUCUUUAAAGCACGGAACAAGUCCAACAAGAACUCGGUGAAAGACGCACCAAAGAACAAGAAGAAGAAAGAGAAAGAGACGAGUGAUCAAAAGAGCAGCGGCGGAGCCGAGAAGAGCGCAGACGACACGAAUACAAGCGUGAACGAGCGACGGGGGGAAAACAUGAGUAAUGAGGAAGGAGAGGAGACAGAGGCGACAGGAAGUGAUGUCACAGCUGGCAGGGAGAAGCAGGAAGCAGGAAGUAGCGAAAGAGAUGGAAACGCUGAGGAGAAGGUAAACGAGAGUAGUGUGAAAACUGAAGCUGAAAUGGGGUCAUAUAACGACACGGGACGGCAGGAAGAGGAAGUGGACAAACAGGAAGAUGGCUCAGCCAAUCAGGAUUGAGGAUGCGCUCAACCCACCUGGCGAAUGGAAGUGGGCCUUUAUGAAUGUUAAAAUGCUAUAUACCUUGCAAAAAAAAAAAAAAAAAAAAAA